Eucalyptus grandis is the source of this 3039-nucleotide messenger RNA. Its product is annotated as probable LRR receptor-like serine/threonine-protein kinase At3g47570. The transcript is spliced from 3 exons. Gene Ontology annotation, molecular function: protein kinase activity; ATP binding; protein binding. NCBI's taxonomy places the organism in Eukaryota, Viridiplantae, Streptophyta, Magnoliopsida, Myrtales, Myrtaceae. Bases 1 to 2961 code for a protein of 986 amino acids. The record is from RefSeq and is a predicted model, not a curated record. Gene Ontology annotation, biological process: protein phosphorylation.
AUGCCCUAUUGUAGAGCAAUCUCGAUUCCUAGAAACAACAAAACCGAUCGAGAUGCAUUGCUUCAAUUCAAGGAUAAGAUAUCGGACGAUCCGUUCGGGGUUUUCAGCACGUGGAACGACUCUAUCCAUUUUUGCCAGUGGUACGGGAUCACGUGUGGCCGUCGGCAUCCAAGGAUAACCCAUUUGAUACUUCGGUCUGGGAAACUCGUAGGAUCACUGUCUCCUUUUAUUGGAAACCUAAGCUUCCUCCAGAAAUUGGACAUCCAAGACAACAAUUUUGUUGGUGAAGUCCCCCCAGAGAUUGGUAACUUGUAUAGACUCAAAUACUUAGGCCUAUCGAACAACUCAUUCUCUGGUCAAAUUCCUGCCAACAUCUCAGGCUGCAAAAAUCUGGAAGCUUUGAGACUGGGCCAUAAUAUGCUAGUUGGUGAAGUUCCGAUAGCAAUUGCUUCUAUGUCGAAGCUAACAAGAGUUUAUAUAUACCAAAACAAUCUCUCUGGAAAGUUCCCUGAAUUCUUUGGGAACCUCACAUCUUUGGUGCGCAUCUCGGCAGCAGUUAAUAACUUUGUGGGAAGAGUUCCAGCCUCGUUGGGUCGUUUGCAAAAUUUGGAGUAUCUUUUUCUUGAUGCAAAUGGACUAUAUGGCACUCUCCCUUCCUCCUUGUUCAACAUAUCUUCUCUUGUCAAGUUUGAGGUUUACUUGAACCAACUUGAAGGGAAUCUUCCGCCAAAUUUAGGUGUCACUCUUCCUAAUCUUGAUUCUUUAAUUGUCGGGGACAAUCAAUUUACUGGGCUCAUUCCUGCUUCCAUAUCAAAUGCCACCAAAUUAACAUUGCUAAUAAUCGAGACGAACAAAUUUUCUGGAAACGUGCCUACUAUGGAAAAGCUUAAUCAGCUACAGUGGAUCAGUAUUUCAAGCAACCAGCUUGGCUUGGAGCUCCUGGCAAUCAAUGACAACAAUUUCGGAGGUACUGUGCCUGAAUCUAUAGGCAACUUAUCCUCCCAGUUGAAUCUAAUUUGGAUUGAGAAUAAUCGAUUGUCUGGAAAUAUUCCUUCAAGCAUUGGGAACUUGCGAGGCCUAGAGCGGUUGAAUAUGGGCAAUAAUGAGUUCACAGGCAGCAUUCCAAAUACCAUCGGAAAUCUCAUCAAGCUGAAGAAGUUAGUUGUUGAGAUGAGCAAACUCACCGGGAAUAUCCCCUCCACGAUUGGGAACCUAACGGAGCUACUGAUACUCAUAUUGAAAAGGAGCAAUUUUCAAGGAAGAAUUCCUCCUAGUAUCGGGAAAUGCCAAAAACUGAUAGCGAUCGACCUUUCGGAGAAUAGUCUGAGUGGAAUCAUACCAUCUCAAGCUUUCACCAUCUCUUCCCUAUCUAUCUUUUUUGAUCUAUCUGAAAACCAAUUGAGGGGUUCUUUACCAGAAGAAAUCGGUACAUUGAAAAACUUAGCCGCAUUAGACGUACACGGUAACAAGCUAUCAGGAAAAAUCCCUAGUACCCUCGGUAGCUGCACCAGCUUGGUGGAGCUUCACAUGCAAAAUAAUCUAUUUGAAGGGAAUAUCUCUUCAUUCUUGAGUUCCUUGAAUGGUCUUCAGUACAUAGACCUCUCGCGUAAUAAUUUCUCUGGCCCUGUUCCAACGUUCCUGGAGAAAUUUCAAUUGCAAUACCUGAAUCUAUCUUUCAACAACUUUGAGGGUGAAAUACCAAGCAAAGGGGUGUUCCAGAACACGAGUGCGACUUCGCUCAAAGGAAACGUUAAGCUCUGUGGCAGUAUGCCGAUCCUAGAUUUGCCAAAUUGUUCGACGAGCCAAGGAAAACACGGAUCAUCCACCUCUCGUUACGUUAUCAUUGCAGUUAAAUGUGGGAUAGUAGCAGUGCUGAUUCUUCUGUUGCUACUGAUGAUGUUUUAUUGGCUGAGGAGGAAGAAAAGUGAGGCUUCUCUAGAGACUCCAUCAAUAAGGGGAUUUCAGCAAGUGUCUUAUGAAGACAUUGUCAAAGCAACGGACGGGUUCAACUCUAGCAAUUUGAUUGGAAUGGGUGGUUUCGGCUCCGUAUAUAAAGGGACCCUAGUGGAUGAAAACAAAUUAAUGGCUGUUAAGGUUUUUGACUUUAAGCAACGAGAAGCAUCCAAAAGCUUCAUGGCUGAAUGUGAAGUCCUGAAAAACAUUAGGCAUCGGAAUCUUGUUAAGAUUCUAACAGCUUGUUCCAGUGUUGAUUUCCGGGGCAAUGAGUUUAAGGCUCUGGUCUAUGAGUUUAUGGAAAAUGGUAGCUUGGAGGAGUGGUUGCAUCCGAAUCUUGCACCAAAUGGGACACCAAGGCAUAUGUUAAGUUUUGUUCAGAGACUGAACAUUGCUUUUGACAUAGCUUGUGCGGUGGAUUAUCUCCAUCAUCAAUGCCAAAUAGCAGUGAUCCAUUGUGACCUCAAGCCAAGCAACAUUCUUCUGGAUGCCAAAAUGAACGGACAUGUUGGCGACUUUGGCUUAGCUAGGAUAUUCCCCAACGGCACUGGUGAUUUGACUGCAAGUCAAACAAGCUCAAUUGGACUUAGAGGAACUAUUGGCUAUGCUCCUCCAGAGUAUGGAAUGGGAAGCGAAGUGUCAAAAGAUGGCGACGUGUACAGCUAUGGAAUCCUGCUACUGGAGAUUUUUACAGGAAAGAGACCCACUCAUGACCUGUUUAAGGAUGCUUUGAACCUUUGCAAUUAUUGCGCAGCGGCUUUGCCAGAAAGGGUGGCAGAUAUAGUGGAUCAGCAGCUCCUGUUUUAUGAGACAGAAGAACUAUCAAUUGCAGACGCAAUAAGUAGUCAAAGAAGCAUGAGUGCUCACGUUCAAGAGUGCUUGGUGAUGAUAUUUGAAAUUGGAGUUGCCUGUUCUGCAGAGCUACCCCAAGAGAGAAUUAAGAUAAGUGAUGCGGUGACAAGAUUGCGUUUGCUGAAAGAGAGAGUCGACAAAAUGGGAUUCCGCUAGAAGCGAUGGAGAAGUAUGCGCAACGUCGGAAGAUUAGGAAUUGAUUGCUUUCUGUUUCCUCAAUUUCUUGUUUGGGAA